This is a messenger RNA of Drosophila rhopaloa, 3740 nucleotides long. It is a transcript of the gene wrd, whose product is annotated as serine/threonine-protein phosphatase 2A 56 kDa regulatory subunit gamma isoform. The transcript is spliced from 9 exons. Gene Ontology annotation, molecular function: protein phosphatase activator activity. The coding region runs from base 297 to 3062 and encodes 921 amino acids. Gene Ontology annotation, cellular component: cytosol; protein phosphatase type 2A complex; nucleus. The record is from RefSeq and is a predicted model, not a curated record. NCBI's taxonomy places the organism in Eukaryota, Metazoa, Arthropoda, Insecta, Diptera, Drosophilidae. Gene Ontology annotation, biological process: protein dephosphorylation; signal transduction.
UCCGAUUGGCGCAGCAGUCGAAGCAACAAAAAAGAACCGUUUCAAGACCGUGCAACGUCGAGAGCCCCAAAAUAUUAGUUGAAAAUAUUCGUUCCCCCAGUUAAUUGUUCUCUUCUAUUCCCUAAUUUUUCCCUUUGAAUCAUUCUAUAGUUUCAUGCUUAGCGAGCCCAAAUUGAGUUUCUAGUGUAGUCUUUCUCAUGUGUUGUUGUUGGUCGGCGGGGGCGGCUGAAAAAAAAGGCGAUUCUUAUUAAGAUUCAAAUCGAGUGCCAUUUGAACCAAGUGCCGGCACUAAUGAGAUGGUCUUCGGUGCUAUGUUGCUGACGGGCAACGGGCUCAAAGGUCCCAAACAGCAGCAACAUCAGCAGGAUCAGCAAAACCAUCAGAAUCAGCAGGAGCAGCAGGAACUGGAGCAAACGAAACCGGCGGCCAUUAGAUCCUCCAACAAGGAAAAGGAUCAGCAACCCAUUGCCGCUGGAUAUUAUGCCCUCGGCAUACGCAUACCUAAAUCACCAUCCUUUCACAGCGGCCUAGAUCAGCUGGCCGACGACGAGUUGGAGGAACAGGAUCGGGAUCAGCAGGGUCAAGAGCAACAGCAGCAGCAGGCCGGUAGCCGGUUCAAAUUUAGCAGCGUGGAGGAGCUCAAGGCCAAGUUCGAGGGGCGGAAAACGCCCCUCUCGCCCCCUGAGGCAGCAGCCGGCUCAGGAGUACCCACCACCACAUCCUCCUCACCCUCGUCCUCGUCCACUAGCUCCAACUCCUCGGCCUCGGCGCUGUCCUCGCUCUCCCAGGCGGCAUCAUCCUCGCUAGCCUCGGCGGCGGCCAAUUCCUCAGGCUCAUCCUCGGCAGCCACUUACGGCGGUGGAGCUAAUUCGGCGGCUGCGGCUCUGAUUGCCUCCUCGCCGUUUGGAUCACAGUCCUCCACUUCCUCAUUGUCGCUAUCCUCGAAUGCCGGCAUGUCGAAGAACGCGGCAGGAGCGGGAUCAGGAUCAGGAGCUUUGGGUAGCUCGACGACAGCAGGUCCUGCAAGUGCUGGCAACUCGCUUGUGUCCACUCUUGCGCAGCACUUCUCAGCGGCCACCUCCGCCGCAGCAUCGGCCGCAGUCGCUGCAGCCUCCUCCUCAUCAGCUUCCUCUUCCACCGCCACCAACAACGCAGGCAGUUCCAUCGCCGCCAGCAAGUCACCUGUAAGCGCGGCCGCGGCCAUAAAGAACAUACUGAAUGCCACCAAGAAUGUGGGAACCAGUGCUGCGGCCUCGUCCUCCUCAUCAACCUCAUCCUCCACGCCGGUGGUGCCAACGACCGCUGCCGUCGUCGCCAUCGUUUCCACCAACAGCGAUGUGCCCGCAGAGGAGCUGCGUCCCACGGUGGCCCAGAAUUUGGUGGGCGGCAUUAGCAUCUCACUGGGGCUUGGCCAGCGCAAUGGCAGUGCUGCGAACCCGUCAUCGGCAGUUGUGGCGACAUCGAACGCCAGCCUGGUGGUAACCACAUCCAGCCUGAGCAUCCGCCAGAACGGUGAUAUUGUCCAGGGGUAUCCGGGUCUCCAGGCCUCGUCCCAGACGCUGCAACAGCUGACGGGCAGUCCAGGAAGGGCACGCGAUCGGAAUCUGUUCUACUCGCCACCCACCGCUUCCGUUGCCCUGGCGCUGCCUGCACUGCGAGAGACGGCCACUAGUGAACGAGAAGAGCUGUUCAUACAGAAGAUCCGACAAUGCUGCACACUAUUCGACUUCUCCGAGCCGCUGAGCGACCUCAAAUGGAAGGAAGUGAAGCGUGCGGCCCUCCACGAAAUGGUCGAUUUCCUCACCAACCAAAAUGGCGUCAUCACCGAAAUUAUUUACCCAGAGGCGAUCAAUAUGUUUGCUGUCAAUCUUUUCCGAACUCUGCCGCCAUCGUCCAAUCCGAAUGGCGCCGAAUUCGAUCCGGAGGAGGAUGAACCUACGUUGGAAUCUUCGUGGCCGCACCUACAACUAGUCUAUGAGCUGUUCUUGCGGUUCUUGGAGUCACCGGACUUCCAACCAAACAUGGCUAAACGUUUUAUCGACCAUCAAUUUGUAUUACAACUAUUGGAUUUAUUCGAUUCGGAGGAUCCACGUGAACGUGAUUUCCUAAAGACUGUUUUACAUCGCAUCUAUGGAAAAUUUUUGGGCUUGAGAGCAUUUAUUAGGAAGCAGAUCAACAAUGUCUUUUACAGAUUUAUUUACGAAACGGAACAUCAUAAUGGCAUAGCCGAAUUAUUGGAAAUUCUGGGCAGCAUUAUUAAUGGCUUCGCUCUACCGCUCAAAGAGGAGCACAAACAAUUUUUACUUAAGGUAUUGCUGCCAUUGCACAAAGCCAAGAGCCUCUCGGUCUACCAUCCGCAGCUUACCUACUGCGUGGUGCAGUUCCUUGAGAAGGAUCCUAGUUUAUCGGAGGCGGUCAUCAAAAGCCUGCUUAAAUUUUGGCCGAAGACACACAGUCCCAAGGAGGUGAUGUUUUUGAACGAACUUGAGGAGCUACUGGACGUUAUUGAGCCGGCCGAAUUCCAGAAGGUGAUGGUUCCGCUAUUCCGUCAGAUAGCCAAGUGUGUCUCGUCGCCGCAUUUCCAGGUGGCCGAGCGGGCAUUGUACUAUUGGAACAAUGAGUACAUUAUGUCGCUGAUAGCAGACAACUCGGCGGUGAUAUUACCCAUCAUGUUCCCAGCGCUCAACCGUAACUCAAAGACGCACUGGAACAAGACCAUCCAUGGUUUAAUCUACAAUGCACUCAAACUAUUCAUGGAGAUGGACCAGCGGCUUUUCGACGAGUGCAGCAAGAACUACAAACAGGAAAAGCAGAUGGAGCGUGAGAAGCUGUCGCAAAGAGAGGAGCUUUGGCAGCAGGUGGAAAGCUUGGCCAAGACCAACCCGGAAUGGACUAAGGCGCGCCGCUUCAAUGACUGCCUGCCGCUCAGCGAAAGCCGGGCCCUGUACGAUCAAUAUAGUGAGAAUUGCGAUCUAGCCUACGAACAGAGUGAGCAGCAGGCGCGCCAGCCGCCGCCUCCACUGCCGCCCCAAAAACAGGCGCUCCAGGAGCCCCGAGAGUAAACACGUGAAAAUAAAAUUGUACAGUUGAAUUUGAAUUGUCUAACUUAAGGCGUAGGCGUUUACCACCUUGAUUGAUUAUAUCUUUCGACUUCUGCCACAUACUUCGACAUAGCUAUAUGAUCACCACACCACAUGCAUACACAAACAUACUAUAUAUACGUAUAUAUGUUUAACUACUCCACAACUCAAAUUUACAAAUAUUAUAUGCUAUUUAGCUUAGCAGUUAGCAGCUUACCUAUAAAUAUUUAUAAAAACAAAUAUCACCCAGAAGGACAGAUAAUUUGUGGUAUGUAUGUAUAUGUGUGUAUUUUUGUAUGUAUUACAUAUUAUAUAUAGAAAUAUAUGUGGGGACAAAUGUAUUCCUAAAGAUCGAGAAACCGGAUUAGGUGUUUUUUUGUUUUGAAGCCAGUGGAAACGCUGACUCGAUCCUGAAGAACGUGAAGAAUCAAGAAUGUGCCAAUUUCUGGGCCCCUUACCAAAAUUAUUACCCCAGAGGAGAAUAUAUAUUUAUAAGCUUCCUUCUAUCGUCACCAGCUCCCGAAUCAUUCACAACAAAAAAAACAGACUUGGACUUUGCUGGUCGUAGCAUAUUAUUCUAUAUGUUAAUCUAAAUAUACAAAUAUUUAAUAUAAGAUCCGUGUCAACCACUUGUUUGGUUCUAUAGUCACUACCGGGUCC